Molecule: messenger RNA, 1104 nt
Organism: Scedosporium apiospermum
Lineage: Eukaryota; Fungi; Ascomycota; Sordariomycetes; Microascales; Microascaceae
Exons: 5
Coding region: 1-1104 (367 amino acids)
Source: RefSeq, a predicted model, not a curated record
AUGGCUUCGUCUACCGCAACCGCGGAGGUGUCGGUUACUACCACAACCACUUCCUCGUCGCCUGAGGAUAACCACCCUCAUGAUGACUUGAUUACCACUUUCAAUGCCGUCAUCUGGGUCCUGGCCGGCCUUUCGGGGUUCUUCUUCUUCCUGAGGGUAUACUGUAAGAUUACGAGGCAGCGGGGGCUGUGGUGGGAUGACUAUGUCAUGGGUGCCUCCUGGAUCACCAUUCUCAUCUCCUGCAUUUUCGGUUCCAUCUCCACCACCAUGGGCUUUGGCAAACAUAGCUGGGAUAUCGACAUGACAAGUCCAGACUGGCCCAAAACCCUCUUCAUCAUGUACAUGACGGGCUUCUGGUCUAUCUGGGCCGCAGCCUGGAGCAAGACCGCUUUCGCUAUCACCCUUCUCCGAAUUGCGACCGCCGCAACAGCGAAAAUCAAGGGGCUCAUUUGGUUCAUCAUUGUCACUGUUAAUGUUGGCUUGACUCUUGCGGCCAUCUUCAUGUGGACACAGUGCAACCCGCCCAGAAAGGUCUGGGACACGCAAGUGGAGGGGACGUGUUGGGAUGCAAAGGUCAUCGUUGCCUACAACAGUUGGAUAUCAGUCUGGUCUGGUCUCGCCGAUAUCGUUCUUGCCAUCAUCCCUUGGUGGGUGAUUUCCCGCCAAUCCAUGAACUACAAGGAACAGAUUGGCCUUUUAAUCUGCAUGAGUUUGGGUGUAUUCGCCGGCCUCACAUCUAUUGUAAAAGUGAUUACCAUGCGAGCCAUUACCAGCGACGAUCUGAUCAAUACUCCCCCACUCAACAUCCUCGGAAUCGCCGAAGGAGCGGUGUGUAUUAUCGCCGCAUCAAUCCCUGUCUUGCGUGCCCUUCUGGGCAGUCCAAAUGCCUCAAAGGCCAGAUCUCAGGGCGGAUAUCUUCGCAGCACUAACAACAAGACCAACAUCUCACAAGGCUUGCGAGACUACGAAGUUCUAGACGUCGAAAGUGACAAGAUCAAGCUUACAACUGUUGUUCAGGUCACCAGUGAGAUAAAAGACUCGAGCGAGCACCCUAAGUCGAGGUCGGACUUGGGUUCACCAAGGGAUGAGGCGUGGCAGUAUUAA